GCCGGGCCCGUAUCUCUGUCACUGGCUGGUGCUGUCCGCUCUGGAGGCGGACUGCGCGGCGGUGGCCGAAACUGGCAGAGGUGGACGCCAGCGCCGGGCUUUGCUUGUUUCUACUUGAAGCUGUGAGUUCCUUUGGACAACUGAUGAUAUUUAUUAUUGUGCCCAGUUUCUACAAAUGAAAAAUGGGUGGAUUAUUUUCUCGAUGGAGGACGAAACCUUCAACUGUAGAGGUUCUGGAAAAUAUAGAUAAGGAAAUUCAAGCAUUGGAAGAAUUUAGGGAAAAAAAUCAGAGAUUACAAAAAUUAUGGGUUGGAAGAUUAAUUCUGUACUCUUCAGUCCUCUAUCUAUUUACAUGUUUAAUUGUAUACUUAUGGUAUCUUCCGGAUGAACUUACAGCAAGACUUGCCAUGACACUUCCAUUUUUUGCUUUCCCGUUAAUCAUCUGGAGUAUAAGAACAGUACUUAUUUUCUUCUUUUCCAAGAGAACAGAAAGAAAUAAUGAAGCGUUGGAUGAUUUAAAAUCCCAGAAGAAAAAAAUACUUGAAGAAGUCAUGGAAAAAGAAACUUAUAAAACAGCUAAAUUAAUUCUUGAAAGGUUUGAUCCAGAUUCAAAGAAAGCAAAGGAGUUUGAGCCACCAUCUGCUGGAGCAACUGUAACUCCAAGACCUGGACAAGAGAUUCGUCAGCGAACUGCCGCUCAAAGAAACCUUUCUCCAACACCAGCAGGCUCCAGCCAGGGCCCUCCUCCGCAAAUUCCAGUUUCUCCUGGACCACCAAAGGACACUUCAGCCCCUGGUGGACCCCCAGAAAGAACUGUUACUCCAGCCCUGUCAUCAAAUGUGUUACCAAGACGUUUUGGAUCCCCUGCUACUUCAGUGCCUGGAAUGGGUCUUCAUCCUCCUGGUCCACCUUUAGCAAGACCCAUUCUGCCUCGAGAACGAGGUGCUCUGGAUAGAAUUGUUGAAUAUUUAGUUGGUGACGGUCCACAGAACAGGUAUGCCCUUAUAUGUCAGCAGUGUUUUUCUCACAAUGGCAUGGCUUUGAAAGAAGAAUUUGAGUACAUUGCUUUUCGUUGUGCCUACUGUUUUUUCUUGAAUCCUGCUAGAAAAACCAGACCCCAGGCUCCAAGACUUCCAGAAUUUAGUUUUGAAAAGAGGCAGGCAUUGGAAGGCUCAAGUUCAGUUGGUUCCUUGCCCUCAGGAAAUGUAAUUUCAUCAGAGAACCAGAUCAAUGAAGAAUCUUUAGAAGAACAAGAUGUUCUAGAUAAUAGUACAGAACAGACAGAUGACAAAAUAGCAGAUACAGAGCAGACAAACCCAGUGAUUGAACAAGCAUCUGGCAUAGAGGAACCAGAGGAGAAACAAGAAGAGACCGAGAAUGAAGAAACCUCAAUGAGUGAAGACAAGUCCACAGUUCCCAGAGCUGAUGCUGUUCCUAAUCCUGAAUUAAGUGGAGAAUCUUUGACAAUGUAGUAAAUGCUUCCAUGUGCCUUCAACUGGAUAUUUGUAGUCUUGCUGAUGUCAGUUAUUGCUUUUUAAGGUAGUGCUUUCUUUUUUCUCGCCCCCUCAAAGACAUGUUUGGUAUCGUUUGAAUUUCAGAUUGCCUAGCUAUUUCAAUAUGUCAAAGUUAUGUCUACUGGGUGUUAAAAUUAAAAGCAAAUGGUGUCAGUAAAGUAAAAUCCUUUUAAAUGUACAGAAACCCACACUGCUUAGACAACGUUUAGGUAUUUUUUUCUGUUCUAAAAGUAAACAAAUAUAACAGAAGUUUUAUUUUCUACUUGUGACCUGUAAAUACAUUUGGCAUAGGAAGAACCUUGGUUAGGAAUAAGUUCUAAUAGCAUUUGUUUUAAGGAAUGAAACUCAAUUAAGAUUUUUAAUACUUCAUUAUUAAAAUGGAUAGAAUUUUAACUCUUGUGAUAUUUGCCGGGGGUAAAAUAUCUACUUAGGCAUUUACAUCAAGAGGUAUUGAAGUUAUUACAGUAACAAUAUAGGCAUUUGUGUGAAUUCUUGCAGUUGAACAGUCAAGUGCAGUGUUACUUUUGAUGUCUCUUAUUUUGCAGCUGGGCCAGAGGUACCUGAUGUAUAUAAUUAGCUUAUGUUUACAUAUUAACAUAUAGGAAAUAUCUCUGCACUUGACUGUACUUGAAUUUUGAACAUUAUUUGCAUUUGUAAAAUAAUGCUGAUAUUAUAAAUGAAUUUUGUGCUCUUAUGUGUAUUUUGUUAAGGAAAAUAAAGAUGAUCUGGCAGCAAUUUCUUUUUGUUAAAUAUCUAGACUACUUCAGACAAUAUCUUGGUAGAUGACUUAGGUACCUGAAAAGUCUUAGUAGGAAGAGCUCACAAUUCAGUAAAUCUAUAAAUUAUGCUGAGAAAAAAUUAUGAUCCUUUUAUUCAAAUUUGUUACCUUUCAAGUUCAGAGAAUUAGUGACAUUUAGAGGUUCUAAUCAGAGGUUAGAUUUUUCUGAUUCAGGAAAACCUUAGGCCAUUUGUAGUUUUUAAUUUUGAGAGACAUAGUUUUGUGAGAAUAGGCAGUUAAUUACUAGUAGUUCAUUGGAUUUAAUAUGUGUAUUAAAGACUAACUGGCAAUUUU
Budorcas taxicolor (takin) is the source of this 2586-nucleotide messenger RNA. It is a transcript of the gene LNPK, whose product is annotated as lunapark, ER junction formation factor. Gene Ontology annotation, biological process: endoplasmic reticulum tubular network organization. The coding region runs from base 183 to 1472 and encodes 429 amino acids. Gene Ontology annotation, cellular component: endoplasmic reticulum tubular network. The record is from RefSeq and is a predicted model, not a curated record. NCBI's taxonomy places the organism in Eukaryota, Metazoa, Chordata, Mammalia, Artiodactyla, Bovidae. The transcript is spliced from 13 exons.